CCAAUCAGAGUGCGUUUUCUUACGAUUAAUGGUGGCUGCACUUUAGGCCACCUGGAAUUAGUUUCAAACAGCUGUAUGUGGAUAAACCGCUGAUUUUUUUGCAUCUAACAAAAACUUGUAUUUGGUCAGCGUAUAUAAAAUAUGCCUUAUUAUCAGACAUGGGAAGAGUUUGCCCGAGCGGCUGAAAAACUCUAUUUGACGGAUCCGAUGAAGGUCAGAGUAGUAUUAAAAUAUCGACACUGUGAUGGAAAUAUCUGUAUGAAAGUGACAGACGAUGCAGUGUGUUUACAGUACAAAACCGAUCAGGCCCAAGACGUAAAGAAGAUUGAGAAACUGCAUGGGAAGUUGAUGAGAUUAAUGGUCUCCAAAGAGUCUCACAGUGGAGCCAUGGAGACAGACUGAAUCAAUCCAAGGACAUUUCAGUGUUGAACAGUUGUUUUUAAAACAAUCUUAGGGCUGACUAUUUAAGGAGACCCAGAUCUACAGGUGGAAGAAGAAGUUUGGUUUAAGUUUAUCGACUAAUAUUAGAGAUGACAGGCUUUUGGAAAGAGCAAGUUGCAGGAACUUCCCACAAAAGCAGCUGUGUUUGUAUCCCUUGUAGAGGCUGGAACAAAAUGUGAUGGAUUUGCAGUUUUAUUGUUCAUUUACUUUCUAUACCUUUUAUUUCAUGUUUGGAGAAAAGAAAUUUAACUUGCAACAACAUCAAGGGAUUAUGUUUAGAAACAUCAACACUAUGUUGUGAUUAAAAUCCAGUCUUAUAGUUUGUAUGUCUAUGCAUGAUGUACAGUAAUACUAAAUAAAUGUUUGUUUUUUUCUCCCUUUCAGUUCUUUCUCUACAAGCUUGUAAUGGAAAUGUUUUGGAUGUAUCUGAAUAACUUUCAUUGAUUUGAGGGUGAUAAUGUAUAUUACCUCCAAGUUACUCAUUUUAUAUGUACUGCAACAUCAUAACACACCUUGAUGUUUGUGCAAUAAUAUUUUUAAUCACCAAAUGACAACAUUUUAUCCUCUCUAUAACACCUAAUUUUUUUCAGCUACUCCAUUGUUCAAUGGAAGUAGAUUUGUUUAAACAAGGCUGCAUUUUUAAAGGGAUGGUUUGCCUCAAAAUACAAAUUCUGUUAUUUACUUAGUCAUGUUGAUUUAAACCUGUAUGAACGUCUUUGCUCAAAGUAUAUUCCUCCGUAACAAUUUAGUAAAGAAUCAGUUUUGAAGCACCAUUGACUUCCAUAGUAUUUUUUCUUGCUAUGGAAGUGAAUGGUGCUCCUGCGUCUUGCUUGAUUACAAUUAUCUUCCUUUGUGUUCAGCAGAACAAAGACAUUUAUACAGGUUUGGAUAAACUUGAGGGUAAGCAAAUGUUCGCAGAAUUUGUAUUUUUGUGUGAACUAUCACCUUUAAGUAGAGCGUGUGUUUAAAUAAUUAACAAUAUAGGCUACUUUAUAAUAGAAGUGUACUGGUUCAUGUGAGGCCAUUUACUGGUAAUGCAGAUGGGAACAUUAGUGAAAGUGU
Messenger RNA from Paramisgurnus dabryanus, 1503 nucleotides. RefSeq names its product signal recognition particle 9 (gene srp9). Gene Ontology annotation, biological process: SRP-dependent cotranslational protein targeting to membrane; negative regulation of translational elongation. Gene Ontology annotation, molecular function: 7S RNA binding. Gene Ontology annotation, cellular component: signal recognition particle, endoplasmic reticulum targeting. The record is from RefSeq and is a predicted model, not a curated record. NCBI's taxonomy places the organism in Eukaryota, Metazoa, Chordata, Actinopteri, Cypriniformes, Cobitidae.